Molecule: messenger RNA, 888 nt
Organism: Penicillium soppii
Lineage: Eukaryota; Fungi; Ascomycota; Eurotiomycetes; Eurotiales; Aspergillaceae
Exons: 5
Coding region: 1-888 (295 amino acids)
Source: RefSeq, a predicted model, not a curated record
AUGGCUGGAAUUGUAAAAAAUGUGAUCGCGACAGGCACCUCCUCGGGCCUGGGAUUCGAAGCAAUUAAACAAUUGUUGCAGCAGACUCAGCCUCAUAAAUUCAUUCUGGGCGCCCGAGACACAGCCAAGGCAAGGGCCGCAUACGAUGACUUGAAGUUUGACUCUUCGAAGCACAGUGUAUCUAUUUUGCCUCUUGAUCUUCUGAACUUGAAAAGCGUUCGGUCAUUUGCGACCCAAGCUCUCACUGAGCUCGGCCAGAACAAGCUAGAUCUGUUGUUCCUUGUUGCCGGCUCCCUGAACAGUGCCGAGGGACCCGGUCCUCGUGGAUCACAGUGGUGCGAAUCUUAUGUCACCAACCACCUGUCUCAGCAUUAUUUGACACAUCAGCUCGCUGAAAAAUUGGCUGCCUCCAAGUCUCGUGUUGUGGUUGUUUCUUCGGGUGCAAUCCGCGGAGUUAGGGGAAACGACCCCAGCACUCUUGAUAUCGAUCUAAAGGCCAAUUCCGGCGCAAAUGCCAGAGUAGUGUACAGCGCAUCUAAAUUUGCUCAACUGUUGGGCGCACACUGGUGGCGUCGCAAUCUCCCAACCUGCAAGGUGGUAGCCGUAUCUCCUGGCCUCAUCCCUGACACUAAGCUUGCCAAGCAUCCUAGCUUGGGGUUGUCCAUGGAUAUGCCUGACGCUAAGACCGUGCCUGAGGGUGCCGAGAACAUUCUUCGCGCGGUCACGGCCGAGGAUAUCCCCGCUGAUCCCGAGCAGAUCUUUUUGACUAGCUGGGGCGAAUGGUGGCCCAAGUCAGUCUACGAAACAAGCCUCGACACUGCGCUGCAGGAUAAAUGGUGCCCGAGUAAGGAGGAGAUUGAAAGCACCGAGCCGAUCUUCCAAGAGUAG